AACCAGUAGAAUGUAGAUCCUAAACACCCGUUGUUUUUCCCGACGACGUUUACAAACCCUAGAUUUAUGCUUCAUCUUUAUAUGAUUUCCUUGAACUCAAAAAUAUUUUGUUUUUUUCAUACUGUUGAAUUUCUUCAGAAUUUGUGUUUACGGUAGUUGUUGUGCGGAGGAUUUGAACGAAUUUUGCGGAUUUCAGAUUUGAGUCAAAGAUCUGUUCUUCGUAUCUCCGUUAUCAGCGUAAAUAUUAAGAUCUGGGUGGAAAUUUUAUCAUGUAUCCGUGUAGUUUUAUAAUGAAACAUGUAUCCAUCUGAGAUGUGUAUCAGGUUUGGUCUGGAAGUUCUGCUUUUCAUUCUGAAUCUGUGUGCUUUUAGGAUUGGAUGAUGGUAUGAUUAAUCUACUUGAUUAUGUACCCCUUUUCUAGCACUUACGAAAUGGAAAAGAAAUGAAAUUGACGACAACACGAGGUUUCGUUUCCCAUUUCGCACGGUUUUAAUGGGUUUUUUUGUGACUGUUUUCAUUCUUUUAGGCUUCUGUAACGGGUUUCUAACGGAGGUUUAUUCCGUGGAGGCAACGGUAUGUGCCACUUCUCUUCAAAGAAAGAACUCAUCUUGCUGUUGCAGACCUGCACCGUGUUCAUAAUUGGUCUCUUUGAAUCUGGUUAAUGAGGAGCGUUGGGUUGAGUACUAGUAUUCCAGCAACAAAAGGAUCGGCAGAACUUAAUCACCAUAAACGCAAGGAUCUUAAAGAAGUGAGAAAUGGAGCUGCAUUCGAUGGCCAAAGGCUGUCUGAAGAAGACGAUUCCAGGAUUAACGACGAUGUCAAUGGUAGUAGACGCAUAGAGUUGCUCAUAUCCCAUGAUGCUGUUCAGAGACACCAUCAACAACCACAAGGAUCUCUGGUUCAAUGGGAGAGGUUUUUACCCACUAGGUCUCUCAAAGUUCUCCUGGUAGAAGAUGAUGACUCAACUCGUCAUGUUGUCAGUGCUCUCCUCCGUAAUUGCAGCUAUGAAGUUACUGCUGUAGCAAAUGGUGUAGAAGCAUGGAAAGUACUGAUUGAUCUCAACAAACAAAUCGAUCUUGUUUUAACUGAGGUAGUCAUGCCGUAUCUAUCAGGAGUUGGACUUUUGUCCAAGAUCAUGAACCAUGCACCUCGCAAGAAUAUUCCAGUGAUCAUGAUGUCAUCUGAUGAUUCUAUGGGCAUAGUCUUUAACUGUUUAUCAAAAGGUGCAGUUGACUUUUUAGUCAAACCUAUUCGAAAGAAUGAGCUUAAAAACCUUUGGCAGCAUGUGUGGAGAAAAUGUCACAGUUCUAGCGGUAGUGAGAGUGAGAGUGGCAUUCGUGCUCCUAAACCUAUCAAAGUGAGAAGUGAUGAUGUGUCGGAUGAUGGUGAUGGCAGUGAUGAUGAUGAUGAUGAUGAUGAUAACGAUGAUGAUGAUGAUGACGAUGAUGAUGACAGGAGCAUAGGUUUGACAGCUAAGGAUGGAAGUGACAAUGGAAGUGGUACUCAGAGUUCAUGGUCAAAAAGAGCAGUAGAAGUUGAAAGCACAAAGUAUUCAUGGGACCAAUUACCAACCUCAACCCCUCCUGAUAGCACUUGUGCACAGGUCAUCCGUACAAGGGCAGAAACGUCCAAUAAUUAUCACCCAAAACCAGUUGCCACAAAAGACCAUGCUGGAGAAGAUGAUAAAAUAGCAGAUACAGUUCUAAUGGGCAAAGAUCUGGGAAUCGGAGUUUCUAGAAACUCAGGAAAAUUUAUCGAAUCAAACUCAAAGGAAGAGAGUGAACAAAGGACCAAAUGUAUGACAUUUGCCAAAGCAAAUGACGUUCCUGCCCUUGAGCUCAGUUUAAAAAGACCACGUGAUUUGGAGGAUACUGAUACAACAAGCACUCAUAGACGAAAUGUUUUAAAACAGUCUGACCUUUCAGCCUUCUCAAGGUAUAACAACAACACUACAUCAGAAACAGCAAAACCCUUGAAAAUACAAUCUAACUCAAACGGAGCUCCAAAUCAACGUUCUAAUGGCAGUAGCACUCACAAUAACGACAUGGGCUCAAGCACUAACAACGCGUUUGCCAAACCGGAACCACUUCCAGAUGACAAAUCAACGCCGCCACCUGGCGACGGUGACACCACAAACUUCCAAGUCCGCCACCACCACCACCAUUACCACCACCACCACCACCAUGUCCACAAGACACAACCACAACAAAAAGCUAACCAGGAGGAUGAUGAUGGAUCUUCAAGAAACAAGGCGGUUGCACCUGUGGAAGGAGAUGCUGCAAACUAUGGAAGUGCAUCGGGAAGUAACAAUAAGAGUAAUGGAGAGAAUGGUGGAAGUAGUGGACAAAAGGGUGGUGGCUAUGGUGGUGGAGGUGAAGGCGGCGAUAAUGGAGUUGUUGCUGAAAAGGGUAAAAUUGGAAAUGGUAGUGGAAGUGGAAGCGGAAGCGGAAGUGGGGUUGAUAAAGACCGGUUAGCACAAAGAGAAGCUGCACUAAAUAAGUUCCGCCAAAAGAGGAAAGAUAGAUGUUUCGAGAAAAAGGUGAGGUACCAUAGCAGGAAAAAGCUGGCGGAACAGAGGCCAAGGGUCCGGGGGCAAUUUGUCCGACAAGAGGUGAAUGGGAAGGAUGCAGGUUCAUAACAUAACACAUGUUUGGGGUAAUGGCCAAUGGGACAAUGUAAUGUAUAUGAAGAUGAAGAUGAUAAGAUGAAUGGUGGUGGUGUUGUAGAUAUAUCCGUAUAUGAAGGGAACAUUUUUCAGAAAGAAGAAAAAAGAAAAAAAGAAAAAACAAAUAGCAGAUUCCGCUUGUUUGUGUGGUAAGUUUCUGUUGUUAAAAGACUUUAUUUAUAGGUUUGUUGGUUUGAUCCUAAAAAGGGAAAAACUUUAUGCAUGCCCAUUAAAGAAUUAUUCUUCAAUUUCAAUUUCAUUUUUAAUUUUGUUGUUGAACGAAUGCUACUCUAGUUUUUCUCUUCAAGAAACUUUAUGCACUCUUCUUUAAUGCUUCA
Molecule: messenger RNA, 3003 nt
Organism: Lactuca sativa (garden lettuce)
Lineage: Eukaryota; Viridiplantae; Streptophyta; Magnoliopsida; Asterales; Asteraceae
Product: two-component response regulator-like PRR73
Biological process (GO): cytokinin-activated signaling pathway; phosphorelay signal transduction system
Molecular function (GO): protein binding
Source: RefSeq, a predicted model, not a curated record